Cornus florida is the source of this 1276-nucleotide messenger RNA. Its product is annotated as probable F-box protein At3g61730. The transcript is spliced from 8 exons. NCBI's taxonomy places the organism in Eukaryota, Viridiplantae, Streptophyta, Magnoliopsida, Cornales, Cornaceae. Gene Ontology annotation, molecular function: protein binding. Gene Ontology annotation, biological process: reproductive system development. The coding region runs from base 63 to 971 and encodes 302 amino acids. The record is from RefSeq and is a predicted model, not a curated record. Gene Ontology annotation, cellular component: nucleus.
CUGUUUGAGCUUUUUUAGAUAUAUUUGAAUUUUUUGUCUGUUUGGCGCUGGAACGAAAGCAAAUGGGGAAACGCCUGCGAAGAGAGAAAUCAAUCUGCUGUUGCGUCUCUCCUACACUCAACUUUCUCACUCCUCACUCCAUUUUCAACUGGUAUGAAGAGGAUAUAUGGAUGGAAAUUGCCAAGUAUUUGGAUGGAAAAUCCUUGGUGAUGCUUGGAGCAACGAACAAGUGGUUUCAACACAUCGUCAUGGAGGAGACCAUAUGGAAGUUUGCCUGUUUGCGUGAUCUUCAGGUCUUUGAUCCUCGUCAGGUGGCAUUCAAAUGGAUCAAGCUUUACGCUUCAGUUUUUGAUGGAAGUCAUUCUUACAUGUUUCGUCAGCAGGAGAAACAUAUUGAUUGGAUGCGAAUUGGGGCAUUUUUAUUUGAUUCACCAGUUGCACUCCUGACAGAUAAGCUGACCACUCCACUGAAAAUUCCAGUGAACGAGACUGUAGAGAAAAUGUUGCAAUCUUGUGGCUCUUGUGUGUUAAAAAACAUCAAAACUGGAAUUUGGAUAGCUGAUUUGCAGCUUGUUCGUUGCCCUGUUUGUGACCUCAACACAUGUGAUGGAACACUGCAGACACUAGAUGCAAGGCAUAUAGAACUGUUCCUGAGUGACGGAUACAAGAAUGGGGGCUGGGAGUACGAGAUGAUAGGAUCCCAUGAUAUCAAAAAGCAUUCAGAUGGAGCUUCCGGUGGCAUUUUCGACUUUAAACACCUCAAAGAUCCCUCAACCAUUGAGGUCUUUAAUCUCAAGUCAUGGAUAGGGAAACCCAAUGUCUGGCAGCCAAAGAAUAUUAUUACUCUUCAUGCAGUAGCGAUCAACUCCAAUUUACAGAAAAAUGAAGGCCUUCAUGUAAAGUACCAGGCCAUGAGAGCUGGAGCUGAUGGAGAUGUUGUUUCGAUUCGAAUAUCUCAGCAGCUCUUGUGAUUCUGCUCAAUUCCCACAAAAUAUAGCAAGCAAGAACUCUGUGUCAAAUUUCUGUUUUCUGAAUUCAAAAUUUUCAGAUGCAGGUAUACCUUACCAUACAAAUCAAUUUGGUGUACUUUCAAGCAGUCAGUAACUUUUUUCAUUAGCCUCAUAAAAAUAAAAUUCACACAUCCAUACAGUUCAUACCCUGCAUAGCUCUGUAUUCCCUGUGCCUACACUGCAUCCUCUGCAGUAUGAUAAAAAACUGGAACAUAUCCAUCCACGCUUAUAUUAGUUAGUACUAAAUGCAUCAUUAUAUGUGCACA